This is a messenger RNA of Symbiodinium sp. CCMP2592, 1482 nucleotides long. The record is from the annotation of a GenBank genome assembly. Lineage: Eukaryota; Dinophyceae; Suessiales; Symbiodiniaceae.
AUGUCGCAGCCUUCGGAGCCCGUCGAGCCGGUCGCCGCACAGAAAGAGCCCGGCAGCGGCCUUCGAACACUUUCUGCCGAGGAUAAGCUGCGAAUUGGAAACCUCAUCAAGGUGCUGGCACAGGAGCGAAAGGACAAGGAGGAACUUCAGCAGAUGCUGGGUCAACAGGCGAGCAAAAUGCAGGACAUGGAACAAGAGCGAGAUCGUUCCAGGAAGAAGGAAGCCGAGCUCGUUGGGCGUGUUGCCCGCUCACUCCGCUUGCUGAAGACAUGCCAGUCGCCUGCCGGACAAGGCCAAGGCCCGCGGGCGGGAGCCGACGACUCCAAGCAAAGCGACACCGUUCAGCAGCCCUCCCAGCCAAGGAGGACUCAGGACCCUCGCACCGCGCUCCAAGAGUCUGACUCAAGUCGUUGCAAUGCUCUUCAAGAUGCGGAGCCCCAGCACAUAGAUGCUGAGCUCUCCACCCGGCCGGCGAAAACCCUCAAGGUGUUUUCUUUGAAGCCCCCUCAGCUUUCGGUGCUUCAGCGCUAUCUCUCCAUCCAAGAGGAGUCUCACUGCGAUGCGGUGCCAAGCGCGAGUGGGCCUUUGCCGAAGCGGCAGUGGACACCCGAACGAGCGAGGCAUCCAGCUUUCAUGGCAGAUGCUGCUGUGCAGACACCGCCAAGCGCUACACACAGCCCUACAGAGAUCGGUGCAAGUUCACCGAGGCUUCAGAGUCGGGAGCCGGAGGAGCCGGAGGCUUCGCCACCGAUCGAGGUGAGCCCACGGCUCAGCCAUCCAAGCCCACAGCGGCUCCGGCUGGGAGCGCCGCGUAGAUGGAGACACAGGGAUCGCUGCAAGCUCGAGGCCAGCGAUCCCAACGACAACUCUGCAAGUACUAGCUCGUCGCGCCCCCAGGCAUUGCUUGCCAGUCCAGCCAUCAGCCGAGCGGACCUGCAACGUAGGAGCCGGGAGCCGGAACGGCUGGAGAGCCCCAGCCAGCUUCGUUGCUCCGAGGAGAGCGACGGAGCUUUGAGGCUUGGCUCACCGCUGCCGUGCACCAGGCAGAGGCAGGACCCGGGCUGCAGCUCUGAUCCGGGCCCGACUGGUCUGAGUUGGGCACCGUUGCACCUGGACAGCUACUACGCAGCAAACAUGUUUGAUGUGAUUGACUCCCUCGAAUCCAGCCCUUCAGCCUGGGCAACUGAGAAGGCCAGAAGUCAACCGGUGGCCAUAGCAGAGGAGCUCAGACGCCUGCAACGAGAACUCGUAGCGAUAGAACACCGAGUUCAGAAAGGCUCCAAAGUCGAGUCGGCGCUCAAGCCCGUGAAGCAGGCCGGUGAAGCAUCGUCUCCCUGGCUCAAGGCUGCAGCUGGACAUUGCAGCAGCGAAGACGAGCUGGAGCUGUCAAGGGAGAUUGAUGAUGUACUCCACCUCCUUCGAGAGAAGGUAUCGGACAAGCCUCUGGAAGUUUCCUCUGACGCGCAUCAACGCUUCUACUGA